Molecule: messenger RNA, 10810 nt
Organism: Amoebophrya sp. A25
Lineage: Eukaryota; Dinophyceae; Syndiniales; Amoebophryaceae
Source: the annotation of a GenBank genome assembly
AAGGAUGAAAACGAGCGCCAUCGCCAUAGCGAAGACGCGGACCCAAAAAACGAGCAAAACUGAGUAGUUGUGAGACCAGUAUCUAUAAAGUAUCACACUAAAGUAUAAGUAUCUCGAAAUGGUUUUGCGAUGAACUACUCGUAUGUCAGUAGUAAUCGUAUUCGUGUAUUCUCGAAUAGCUCGUGGUCGUGUUCGACGAUUAAUAUAGUAGUGCUUGAUGAUGUUGGUCAUUUUUUGUUGCGAUUCGCCAUCAUAUUCAUAAUUGACGUGUAUUUGAAACGUAACGACAGGAAGUACCUAUACUAGAUUCUGACCUCUUAAGAUUAGAGUUAGACCUUCCUCCUGACACAUGACUGAUUGAAAAUUACCCCCAAAGUCCAUGCCAAUUAAUAACGAAGAGACUCAGGCUUUUUGAUUCUUGUUCGAAGUCUUCCUCGUUUGUCUUCGACUGUGAUGUUAAAUAUCCUUUCUCUCGUAAAUUCGUACCUCGAACUCGAUACUCAACAUUUUUGCAUGCCUAUCUGUCCAUGAAUUCGUAUGAGAGUACACACUACUCCUGCAUCAGACAAACACGACAACAAAAUCAAAACGGAAAAAAGGCCGGCAGCCUCUGUUCCUAUGUGGGAGCGGGGACUGACCCAGGGCGAAAAAAAUGUGAAGGCUUACGGUAUCAAGAGCAGUAACUAGAAAAUGAUCGAUAGAAUGGAACUAGUAUGGCAAGGCGGCGACCCUGAUGGUGGCCCGCCGCCAGCUUCCUCGUUGCCCCUCUUGUGGGCGGACAAGCCUACGCCGUCGUUUCCGUCUCGUGUGCGACGACAGCCACCACGAUACCGUAACUGCGGACGACGGGUCAUUGCAGCUUCCCUCUUUCUGCCUGCCUCCGUCUGCGGGGGCGCGGCCGGCACGAGUGGCACGGAAACAUCUUCAAAUAACAUGGCGCAUACUUCUUCUUCCGCCAGCGCCGCUUCUCUUACAGGUCGGUCGAUGACAGCGGCACAAAUCGAUGAACGUAGUGACCACGAUAGGUUGGGGAGUUCUAAAGGGAGGCAGCUUCGGCACGAGGAGCAGGAUGUACUGCAUCCGCCAGGAGGAAGAAUUUCAGCGGCAACUACACGAGGGCUGGAGGCCGUGGCUGGUGUAGAUCCCCUACAUGAUUCCAGCAAGGAUGAACAUCCGUCAAAAGAUGCUCCAGCAGGACGAGGAGGCGAAGAGCAGAAUGAUGGACAGGAGAGACAACUCGGGCAGGUCGAAGAAGAGGAAUUCCGUGUUUCGCAUCCUGUAGAGCUUAGCUCGGUAAAGCACGCAAUAGCACGAGCUCCGCCUAUGGCACGGAUGUGCCACCGAGGGUCCACGAAUCCUGCCUGUGCCCACUCAGCCAGAAAUCUCAAGAAAUGGGACGAGGAAAAGCUGAACCUUCAAACGGAUUCGCACCUGGCAGCACCCGGAGGUGUCGCGCAAGAUAUCCGAGACGAGCAGGUACGUCUAGUUGUACUACACACAGGACAUAACUACAGAUUAGUUGGCCUGCUUUUGUGUCGUUGACUCCUGAGUGAUCGAUGUUGGACCACAGCUCAACACUCAUUUCCUCAAUUGUAUCCUUUCCCCCAAAAAACAUCAGACACUUGCUGCGGCGGCAUUAAGACAGAGCCCAGAUGGUGCGCAGGUGGACAAAAAAAGUCGACAUCUGGCUGCUCACACAGCCAUGACGGUACAGCCUGGUCACAGAAUAUACAAGCGUAUCAAAAGUGGGUCACUUCUGUUCGCAGAUGCAAACUAUGUGAAUGUAACGACCCUCAGAAAUACAACCUUUCACUUGCCAGUGCAGCCUCCAAGCGUCCGGAUAUACCAGCCUCUCGUGACAAAUCAGCCAAGUACUUCGAUUCUCUCUCUCGACUAUGCGUGGCUUGCUGGCUUUCUCUAUCCCAUACGUUCUUUCAUCAUAUGACAUAUUUAUUAAUGUCAAGUUUGCAGCUACUCUUUUCACUCCCUCCCCGUAUGUAUUUUUGUUGUAUUACUAGACGACUUCGACUUUUCACUUCCGUCCAUCCCUUCACUCUCGUCCUUGGUGAUUUACUACACAUAAUCGUUGUUCAUCACUCUAUUCUUCCUUCUACUGCCUUACAGGCAUUAAUAAUCGCAAAUGUCAAGAUUGCUUUAUCAGAAUCUUUAUCGUAGAAGUUAGUAGAUGAAAAUGAAAAACGACUCUUGCUGUGGACUGUAGCCAGCAAAUCAAUGCGAUAGUGAUUGUUACUAGACUUAAGCGCUCGGCAGCACUCCUCCCACUAGAAUCCUCCACCCUCUGCACGCACUUCCCCCGCCAUUGCGUGGCUCAGCUUUCCCGGCUCCUUCCCCGCGUGACAACCGUCUGGCGGAGUUGAUCGGUGGAACGGCACAAGAGUCGGGCUCUGGGCGGCCUGCGGCCAUUGAAAAGGCACGCCCGGAAAUGGUCGGCCCGGGAGUUUGCUGGUCUUCUGUUAGGUUUGGCAUCUUUGCGGAAAGCUGAAGCUUCUAAGUUUCAAACCUUUAGCAUUCGCCUACUUGGAAGAAAGUUCAACACUUUUCAUCUAAUUUUUUCAAUGUUUCGCUUUCUAUGAUAAGAACAAAAACUUUGCUACUUUCGCAAUUUCAAACUUGAAGCUUCAGCUUAAAACUUUUCAAAAUCCCAAAAUUUUUGAUUUUGUGGUCCAAAAAAUGAAUUUAAAUGCCAGGGUGGCGCGUUGUAGGCUUCAAGCUGAAGCCCUGAAGCCUCAAGGCCGUAGCUCCUAAGUGUAGCAGUUACCUACAGGAACUCACUGGCUCAGGGGGGAGCUAUCUACAAGGAUGCCACGCCAUGCCCAUGGGCUCAUAAGUUCAAGAGUUCGCGAGUUCAUGAGUUGCGGGCUGGGGGUUCGGGAGUGUGAGGCUGAGAGUUUGGCGGGGUAAUUGUUGACUCUUUCCUUGGCUCUUUAAUAUUUUCUAAAGACUAUAAGUAAAAUAUAUAAUUAUUCUCGUCCUGCUCACAAAAUUACAGCGAGUCUACUGAACUACGCAGAGCCGUUUCAGAUUUCUUUCGAAGAGCUGGACCAGGAGUGCAAGAAUGCGGUGACAAAUUUUGUCAUCUAUGAAGGAAUCACUUUUGCCGCCGACGAAUGCCGCAGCCACUGCCAGCUGAAGCCUUUUCACACAUCAUGGCCAGCAGCUUGUCAUCACGAUGUCUGCGAUCUCUGGGUAAAGAUGCUCACGAAAGAGUCGACGGGGAUUGCACCAUGUCGAAAGUAUUGCAUUUUUCGUCGAAAAGCACCUUUUUCUAUUUUUCUUUACAACAAAAACAACAGACCUGCGUUUCUUCUGCUAGAGUAACGACACGAGUAUCAAUGUGCAUCACACGACACACACCUUCUUUUUACUUAGGUACAUUUGCUACAUCGCUCCGUACCUUGCCGGAAACACUGGACAUGAUAUGAAUCACCACUGUGGGGCUCGGUUUCUCCGUGACGCAUAUACUUUCUGCGACUGGACACAUCGAGGAGGCUCGAUGUGGGCGGGUGCAAAUUCGCGCGUGCCAGGACAGUUAACUUACCCAGUGAGAGCACAGUACGGAUCGUAUCCCGUUCGAGCGCGAUGGGCCGAUCUUACGAUAGAAGAAAAGACCGAGUUCACUCAUCUUGGUUGGGCAGAGCAGACAUGGCCAAACAGACGAUUUACGCUCAUCUUCGCAGGAGACAGCGCCUAUGAUGUCUACGCAGGCAACGUACUUUACUUGCAACUUCAAACAAGAAGAUAAUGACACACUAGUAGAGAUGAUUCGUGGUGGCAGAUGAAUUAUGUUGAUGUAUAUCAUCGAUCUAGGCCAAGAUAUAGGAACACGACUCAAAGAACAGUUGUUAGUCCUGUAGUUAAAAUUUUGAACCACUAACUAUGGAUCACUAAACACAACGACCAACAGACAACUAUGACUGUGAAGAAGAGUUGGUACAGUAGCUGGGCGCCCAGUAGCGAAUUCAUGUGUUAUGAGGAACUCAGUGAGGUGCAGAAAGAUGCAGCAAGAAAGUUGCACUACACCAUCGAUGGAUGGCACGCGAACGCAGAUAUUCCCGGUCUCAGAGACCACUGCGAUUGGCCACAGUACCUGGCGAACGAAGGCGUCUAUCGCGUGGACGGGGAACUGUACUGGAAUUUUGUAGGACAUUUAGUGAAGAUAGACUCAUACCAAGAUGAAGAUCCUAAACAUUUGUAGAAAUUUGAAUUUUUUCAGAUUCAGUGGUUAAUACAGUAGGUACUGUUGAUACUGGUUCCGUGCGUGAGAAGAUGAUGGCAAUAUUACGAGUGAUUCAUCAACACCAGAUACGACUGCAUGAAGUGGCGAGGGUAUCUAGAGCGCGCGUUGCACAGGCAAUUCAGUAUCCAACCUUGGAGUACCAUGACAGUACAGCGCCGAGAAGCUUACACUACUCUAGGGUACAACACACCGCAGUCCUGGGAUCAGCGCAACAUGCCAGACACGUUUGUCAUGAAAUGGGAUAAGCUCACGACCAGUCAGCGCGGCGCAGCAGAAUUUCUGAUGUACACAGAAGACACCUGGAAUGGAUGCGCGCAAGAGUUUUGCAUCUAUCGACUGCUGUACGCAGAAUCCCUGUUGAUUCCGACUAGAUCCACUGAUUUCCGCAAAAUCGACUGGAACAUGUUUGCAGAUUUCCAGAAGGUGCAUCUAGAACAAUUGGGCUGGCAAGCCGAUAGUUGGAACGACGGUGGGCCUAUCCCAGCGACCAUGUACAGAACAUGGAACGAGCUCACACCAACAUUGCAAACAAUCGCGAGGAAAUACGGUAUAGUUUACUGUACCUGGAUGCUUGGGCUUUUAAUGGCGUUGGUUGCUUGCCUAAUUUUUAAUGCUGGUCAUCAUAUUUUACUAGCCUGCGUACUUCCAAGAUCCAGCUCGACAAACAAGAAUGCACUUUCAAAAGAGUUGUUACGAGGCUCCUAAUUGCUCACGAUCUCAUUGCUACCUUUUACAACUCAACCCAGGUCACAGCGAAGACACAUGGGCAAGAUGCCCGGACACGCCUUGUCUGAUGAAAUAUGACUACAUCCAGCGCAAGUACACUGGGCCUUGGGCGCGCUUGUCUCCUCGAGUGCAGAGAACAUUCAUCAAACUUGGGUAUUACUACUUUUUCUAGUGACUAAGUAGCAUGUACAAUACUUACUCUACUUCCUCUGCUAACUAAUUUUAGACGUCGUUGUAUCGCACUCACUGUCGUGACAAUGCGUCAAGUCACGAAGUCACCUCAGGUGGACACAGCCGAUGUGGGACAACAAGCAAGCGGGAAUUUCGCAGGAAAUGCCAGAUACCUAUCGAAAGCUCUGGAAAGACUUAUCUGUGGAUGAGGUAGUUAUUUGUUCCGAUUUCCGCUCACGAGAUGCAGCUAAUACGCUCAGAGCCUUGAUGUUAGCAUAAAACAUGAAAAGCAAGAACAUCAUCCAUUUUCAUCAUGAUCUGACUGUGACUCUGACCGUUACUUAAGAACGGCAUCUGCCAUGUUGAUAAAACAACUACAGCAACUAGAUGCAAUGUUUUUCGAUUACGACGAGUUUUCGUGGAACGGAUGCGCCGGUGCGGACCAGCCACAGACAACGACACUUCCUCCACCUUCAACCGCCGACCCGUUUAGAAGAAUUCGAGCGCGACUUUAUAUGCCCCGAAGCUUCAACGAGAUUAUGUCUGUCCAACCUACGAUGACUGACACAACGACACCGGAACCCGCUGUAGCGUUAACAGGCGAUGCGUUCUCGACUACCAUUGCGCCAGAUACGACGACUGGGUACAGCGUGUUCGUGCAGUUUGUUUUGACACUGUUGAGUUCGAUAGUAGUUGUGCCUUUUUCUUAUUUUUUAUUUUUUCAGAACUACGCGAAGGUAGCGCUUUCCUUACUAGACUUAAGCGCCCGGUAGCACUCAUCCCACGAGAAUCCUCCACCCUCUGCACGCACUUCCCCCGCCAUUGCGUGGCGCCGCUUACCCGGCCCCUUGCCUACGGAGUUGACCGAUGGAACAGCACAAGAGCCGGGCUCUUGGCGGCCUGCGGCUAUUGGAUCGGCAUGCCUGGAAAUGGCAGGCUUGGGAGCUUGCUGGCCUUCUUUUGGGUUUGACAUCUUUGCGCUUGCGGAAGGCUGAAGCGUUCAACUUCGACGCUAGCAAGUUUGUCCGAGAUUCAACUUCUUGGAUUUGAGAACUCAAAUCCAAAAACUCUCGACUUUCGCAAGUUUUUCUGGCAUUCAAGUUCUUAGAUUUGAAUUUCUCAAAUCCAAAAGCUUUUGACUUUAGCAAGCUUUUCGGAAAUUCAAUUUCUCGGAUUUGGACGAUUUUAGCCAGUUUUUCUGAAAUUCAAUCCCUUGGAUUUGAAUUGCUCAAAUUCAAAAACUUCCGACUUUUUUUAGCAAGUUCGUCUGACGUUCAAUUUCUUGGAUUUGAAUUGCUCAAAUCUAAAAACUUCUGACUUUCGCAGGUUUUUCUGGAAUUCAACUUCUUGGAUUUGAUUCGCAAGCUCUCGGAAGUUCUUAAUGUCAUAAGUUCACAAGUUCCUAAGUUUGUUGCUAAGAAGGUUGGGAUGCUUAUGAGCUCCUAAGUUUAUGAGUUCCUAAGCUUAUGAGUUCCAUCCUAUUAGGACUAGUAGUUUAUGAGUUCUUCAGUUUAUGAGUUCAUAAGUUAGUUUAUGGGCUCGUAAGUUUAUGAGUUCAUAAGUUUAUGAGUUCAUAACUCGUAAGUUUCUGAAUUCAUAAGUUUCGGAGUUCAUAAGCUUCUGAGUUCCUAAGUUUGUGCGUUUAUGAGUUCACAUAAGUUUAUGAGUUCUUGGCUUCAUGAGUUUGGGGGGUUUGAGUUUGGAGAGUUUGAGUCUGGAGCGUUUGAGUUUGGAGCGUUUGAGUUUGGCGAGUUUGAGUCUGGAGAGUUUGAGUCUGGAGGGCUUGACUUUGGAGAGUUUGAGUUUGGGGAGUUUGAGUUAGGAGAGUUUGUGUUUGGAGAGUUUGGAGGGUGCAAGUCUGGGCGGGUUGUUGUUAAAUUUUUCUUUAGCUCUUUAAUACUAGACUUCAGCGCCCGAUGGCUCUCCCUCCACUAGAAUCACCCACCUCCCUCGAGCAUUUCCUUCGCCAAGACGCGCCCCCCCCGCUCCUCUUCCGCCAGCUCGCGACGCUUUCCCGGCGAAGUGGUCCGCGCCAGAGGAGCCGGAACAGAGGCGCCGCGGAAUUUAACAGAGGAGGCCGCUCCGUUCUGUCUCUGAGGUUUUUGAGAUGUCUCAAGGUUUGCUUGCUUUUAAAUUUAGUGCAGGGCUUUGGGUCGGGAUUCUUGAUUGCGAAGCUUCGCGCGCAAGUCUUUGAGGUGGAGACUUGGGGCGAGAUUGAUGAAAGGCUUUGGCUAGCAGCUUGAAGCUCGCGGCCGCUUUCAGUGUGAAGCUUUGGACUUCGGCUUUCAGUGUGAAGCUUUGAACUUCGGCAAAGCUCGAGGCGUAGGGCUUCGGGCUUGGCGCUUUCAUUUUGAAGCUUUGGACUUGCAGGCUGAGGCUUUGGACUCGAGCGAAGUGCCGGGCUUGAAGGGUUUGGCCAGAAGUCUUGGAUCUGAGAUUUUGGGUCUGAAGUUUUGGGCGUAAGAUCCUGGAUUGGAGGCCUUGGAUUGGAAACGUUGGACUGAGUCUUGGCUUGAAGUCUUGGCUUUGAAGUUUUGGGCUUGAAGCCCUGGGCCUGAAGUUUGGGGCUUGAGGCCUUGAGCCUGAGGCUUUGGGCUUGAGUUUUUGGAUUUGCGUCCUUGAAUUUGAAAGGUUUGAAGCUUAGUUGUGGUUGACAAAGUCAAAACUUUGCAGCUUUUGCGCAAAAUCGCAAAGCUUUUGGGCUUUAUCGCUUAGGAUCUAAAUUGGUGAGCAUUUGGCUCGAGUGUAUUUGGCUCGAGUGUUUCUGGUCUGAGUGUUUUUGGUUCAAGUUCUUACUUUUGGCUCAAGUGCUUUCGCUUUCGGUUCAGGUGUUCUCUGUUCGGAGCUUGGACUUGGAGGGGCGUUGUUGAUUUUUCAUUAUGCGUGAGGGCUUAGGGUCUACAGGCUAUCGAUUUUAGCAAGUUUGUCUGCCAUUCAAUAUCUUUUAUUCAAAUGGAUGCCUCAAGUCCAAAAGUUUUCGAUUAAUUUUAGCAAGUUUGUCUGAGGCUCAACUUCUUGGAUUUGGAUUCUUCAAGUCCAAAAGUUCUCGACGGACUUGAGCGAGUUCUGCCGAGGUAGGUUCAAUUUCUUGGGUUUCAAUUUGCCAAGUCUCAGAGUUUAUUUUUGACUUUAGCAAGCUUUUCCGCGAUUCAAUUUCUGGGAUUUCAAUCGCCCAAGUCCAAACGUUUCGGAUUUUGCCAAGUUCUCCGUAAGUUCUUCGUCGGUUCUUCUUAUAAGUUCUUCCUAAGUUCUUCAGAAGUUCCUCAUAAGUUCCUCAUAAGUUCCUCAUAAGUUCCUCAUAAGUUCCUCAUAGGUUCUUCAUAGGUUCUUCAGAGGUUCUUCAUAGGUUCUUCGUAAGUGCUUCAUAAGUUCUUCGUAAGUUCUCCCUAAGUUCUUCAUAAGUUUGCUCGCCAUAAGUUUUUCAUAAGUUCUGCGUAAGCUCGUCAUACGCUCAUCGUAGGUCCUUCAUAAGUUCAGAAGUUCAUAAGUUCACGCGUUUGAAUUUAGAGAGUGCGAGUUUGGCGGGGUUGUUGUUCUUCAUAAGUUCGUAAGUUUAUGAGUUUGAAUUUAGAGCGUGCGAGUUUGGCGGGGUUGUUGUUGAGUUUCUUUUCGAGCUCUUUAAUACUAGCUAUGGGCGCCUAAUAACAUCCCUCCCACUAGGAUUUCUCUCCUCCCGAAAGUAAGAAAGUAGGCGCGGCCUGUCUGCGUGGGUUUUGCUCGUCUUGUCUCUCUUCUUUCUUCAUCUCAUGGCCGAAAAUUUUCCACGUUUUUCCGUCGUCUUGGGAUUGAAUUCACUGGGUUGGAAGUGCUAAAAUCCCAAAAUUUUUGACUUUAGGCACUUUCUGCGAGAUUCAAUCCCCUGGGCUCGAAUUUUUCAAAUUUCGAAAAUUUUCCACGUUUUUUCGUCGUUUUGGGAUUGGGGUCUGCGGCUUUGAAGUGCUAAAAUCCCAAAGCGUUCGACUUUAGACCCUUCCCCUGGGAUUCAACUCCCUGGGCUCGAAUUUUUCAAAUUUCGAAAAUUUUCCACAUUUUUUCGUCGUUUUGGGAUUGAAUUCCGUGAGUUUGAAGCGCUAAGCCCUAAAGCUUUUGACUUUAAGCACUUUCGCCGAGGUUUAAUCUCCUGGGCUCGAGUUUUUCAAAUUUCGUUUUGGGAUUGAAUUCUGUCGGCUUGAAGUGCUAAAGUCCCAAAAUUUUUGAAUUUAGACACUUUCUCUGAGAUUCAACGCCAUGGACUCGAAUUUUUCAAAUUUCGAAAAUUUUCCACGUUUUUCCGUCGUUUUGGGAUUGGCUUCUGUGAGUUUGAAGCGCUAAAGCCCCAAAGUUUUUGACUUUAAGCGCUUUCGCUGAGUUUUAAUUUCUUGGGCUCGCAUUUUCGAAAUUUUUUAUAUUUUUUCGUCGUUUUGGGAUUGAAUUCCGUGAAUUUGAAGUCCUAAAAUCCCAAAAUUUUUGAUUUUAGGGCCUUGCUCUGACAUUCAAUUUCUUGGAUUCGAGUUUUUCAAAUUCCGAAAAUUUUGCGCGUUUUUUCGUCGUUUUGCGAUUCAGUUCCGUGAGUUUGAAGUGCUAAAGUCCCAAAGUUUUUGACUUUAAGCACUUUCCCCGGCAGUCAAUUGCUUGGCCUCGAGUUUUUCUUAAGUUCGUGGCUUCUUGGUUUCCUGGUUUCCCUUUCCUGGUUUCCUGAUUAAUUUCUUGGUUUCGUGGGUUCAUGGGUUUGGGGUUUGUUGGUUUUUGUGUCGGAGGUUGUGGGUUUGGGUGUUGGAGGUUGAGGCUUCGGAGGGGAAGUGUUUGCUGAAUUUUAUUGCUCUUAAUAUUUCCAGCAAUUAUAAUUUGCUUGUUCAUGAUGAUACUCUGAUGCUAUGAGCAACAAAUCGGAUGCUGGUCUCUACUUCAUCUUCGUGCUGCUUCUGGUGCCCAUCAUCGUCACACCUACCCCGCCAUCAGGUUCGUCAAAGUCGCACAGCAAGCGAUUGCGCGGACGUUGUUCUGCAAUAAUCCUGACUAUAAUCCCAAUACGAAUCCCGACCAGCGGGACCCCAAUGGUAUGCCGCUGUGCAUGGAUAAGGACCCGUAUGACCGACAAUUGGAGCGAAUCAUCAUUUUGAACGUUGGCCAGGGAAUCUUGAUGGAUUUCGAAGUUUUGGCGAAUCGAACAGGGACCGAAGUGAGCGCAGUAAAUCUGUUUGCGCGUCUUCUCACGGCUACUAAUAAUCCGCAGAGCGAUUUCCGUCACGACGCAGACUUCCAACGAUUCUCCUCCGUGGCUCAGCUGUCAAUGGUAUUGGAUCUACCACAACAUACUUUUGGCUCAUCCUCAUCUUCAAUUAAUAGAAUUCUUCAGUCCUUCAAAACAUACUUGAACUUGUCGUUUCAUCCGAUUCUUGUCGUUUUCUGACUCUGCGUAUCAAAUAAACUUCAACUUCUUGCUUCACUCAGUUGACGUUUUCCGAGUCUGAGUAUCAGGAGGAGCAAGCCAACUUGCAGUUCGAGUUUCUCCGUGCUCGUUACGACGAGGAAACCGGGUGUCAACUGUUCAGUGAUAAAAAACACGACAUCAAUAUGUGUCCUAUCGACUCUGCGCACCGUGCGUCGGCCUUGUGGUUGAGCGUUGGGUUUCUCGCGAUGUGGCCCCUUUUUACGCAGAGGUGGGCAAUCUUCUAA